AUGUGGGUAAACAGUGGUUUUCCAUGGUAUGGCUUCAACCCUCAUGGGCAUCGAUUGAUGAUACCGAGAUUCGAAACAAUCCACAUUGAAGAUUGCGAUGGUGAUUAUGGAGUGUUCGAAGAACUUUUCGACGGCAGCUUUGCAUUUGCCCUGUUGUCGUUGCAUUCCGUGUUACCCGUCCUACGCCAAUGUAGGCAAUAUAUACUCUCCCAUGGCGGAGGAAUUCUCAAGACAUACCUCGACUGA
Messenger RNA from Arabis nemorensis, 246 nucleotides. NCBI's taxonomy places the organism in Eukaryota, Viridiplantae, Streptophyta, Magnoliopsida, Brassicales, Brassicaceae. The record is from the annotation of a GenBank genome assembly.